Molecule: messenger RNA, 1559 nt
Organism: Drosophila subpulchrella
Lineage: Eukaryota; Metazoa; Arthropoda; Insecta; Diptera; Drosophilidae
Gene: Flo1
Product: flotillin-1
Exons: 8
Coding region: 199-1491 (430 amino acids)
Biological process (GO): protein kinase C signaling; positive regulation of cell-cell adhesion mediated by cadherin; regulation of receptor internalization
Cellular component (GO): plasma membrane
Source: RefSeq, a predicted model, not a curated record
GAAUUCUUCACCGAACCGGUCGCGUUCUGAGUCGGGCGUACUUCUAUAUAUUUAGACCGAUAAACAAUACCUGUGGAUCGCUAGCUAUACAGCGAUUAGAACUGAACCGAGAAAAAACAGAACCCCGUAAAUAAAACAAUCGCACAGGACUGUUCCUAGCAGGCGUCGGUAUAGAAAAAUAUCGAAAAGAGCUCUAAAAUGACCUGGGGAUUUGUCACAUGUGGCCCCAACGAGGCCUUAGUUGUCUCUGGAUGUUGCUACAUGAAGCCGCUUUUGGUGCCGGGAGGUCGGGCCUUCGUGUGGCCAACUAUCCAGCAGGUUCAGCGAAUUUCAUUGAACACGAUGACCCUCCAGGUGGAGAGUCCUUGCGUGUACACCAGCCAAGGAGUUCCCAUCUCCGUGACGGGAAUCGCCCAGGUGAAGGUCCAGGGUCAGAACGAGGACAUGCUGCUCACCGCCUGUGAGCAGUUCUUGGGCAAAUCGGAGGCGGAGAUCAACCACAUUGCAUUGGUCACCCUGGAGGGACAUCAGCGGGCCAUCAUGGGUUCGAUGACCGUGGAGGAGAUCUACAAGGACCGCAAGAAGUUCAGCAAGCAGGUGUUCGAGGUGGCUUCCAGCGAUCUGGCCAAUAUGGGUAUAACUGUGGUCUCCUACACCAUUAAGGAUUUGCGCGAUGAGGAGGGAGACUCAAAGGGCUAUCUAAGGUCAUUGGGAAUGGCUCGAACGGCAGAGGUUAAGCGAGAUGCCCGGAUCGGCGAAGCGGAGGCCCGGGCUGAGGCCCAUAUUAAGGAGGCCAUUGCUGAGGAACAGCGCAUGGCUGCCAGGUUCCUCAAUGACACCGACAUUGCCAAGGCUCAGCGCGACUUUGAGUUAAAGAAGGCCGCCUACGAUGUGGAAGUACAGACCAAAAAGGCAGAGGCCGAGAUGGCCUACGAGCUGCAGGCGGCCAAGACCAAGCAGCGCAUCAAGGAGGAGCAGAUGCAGGUCAAGGUGAUCGAGCGCACCCAAGAGAUCGCCGUGCAGGAGCAGGAGAUCAUGCGUCGUGAGCGCGAGCUGGAGGCCACCAUUCGCCGUCCAGCUGAGGCGGAGAAGUUCCGCAUGGAGAAGCUGGCCGAGGCCAACAAGCAGCGCGUAGUCAUGGAAGCCGAAGCAGAGGCUGAAUCGAUCAGGAUUCGCGGCGAGGCCGAGGCCUUUGCUAUUGCCGCUAAGGCCAAGGCGGAGGCUGAGCAGAUGGCCAUGAAAGCAGAGGCCUAUCGCGAGUACCGCGAGGCUGCCAUGGUGGAAAUGCUCCUGGACACUCUGCCGAAGGUGGCCGCCGAGGUGGCUGCUCCACUGUCGCAGGCCAAGAAGAUCACGAUGGUGUCCAGCGGAAAUGGCGAUAUCGGUGCCGCCAAGCUGACCGGCGAGGUGCUGGCCAUCGUCAACAAAGUGCCAGAACUGGUCAAGAACAUAACCGGCGUGGACAUUGCUCGGUCUGUGCAUGCUGGCUAAACAAGUAUCCAAACGAAAACCAAAUCAAAACACACACAAUUAUGUAAUCUUCAAAAAAAAAAAAAAAA